UCCGGCCCACGUGGGGCGCGCGCGCACAUGGCCGCGAACAUGUCCCCGGACGAGGAGGAUGUGCAGCGGCUCCUGAUCCAGUUCCGGGAUGAAGCUGGGGAGUGCCUGGGCUCCCCGUUYGACGUCCCGGUCACCAUCACCCCGGACAAGCUGCAGCUGGUCUGCAAYGCCCUCCUGCAGAAGGAUGAGCCGGUGCCUCUGGCCUUCUUCGUCCACGAUGCCGAGAUCGUGGCGUCGCUGGAGAAGACCCUGGCAGGGCAGAGCGUGGAGACAGAGAAGGUCCUGGACAUCAUCUACCAGCCGCAGGCGGUGUUCAGGGUGCGGGCAGUGACACGCUGCACCAGCUCCCUGGAGGGACACACUGAGGCCGUCAUCUCGGUGGCUUUCAGCCCCACCGGAAAGUACCUGGCGAGCGGUUCUGGAGACACCACAGUCCGCUUCUGGGACCUCAGCACRGAAACACCGCAGUUCACGGCCAAAGGUCACCGGCACUGGGUGCUCAGCAUCGCUUGGUCUCCUGAUGGCAAGAAGCUGGCCUCGGGCUGCAAGAACAGCCAGAUCUUUCUCUGGGACCCAGCCACUGGCAGCCAGAUCGGCCGGGUGCUCUCUGGCCACUCCAAAUGGAUCACRUGUCUGUGCUGGGAACCGCUCCACAUAAAUCCAGAGUGCCGUUACCUGGCCAGUGCCUCCAAGGAUGGCAGCAUCCGCAUCUGGGACACGCUGAUGGGCAGGUGUGACAAAAUCCUCACGAGCCACACGCAGUCAGUGACCUGUGUGAAGUGGGGAGGAGAUGGCUURCUCUACUCCUCCUCCCAGGACAGGACCAUCAAAGUCUGGAGGAGCCAGGAUGGGGUCCUGUGCCGCACGCUGCAGGGCCACGCUCACUGGGUGAACACCAUGGCCCUGAGCACUGACUACGUUCUCCGCACCGGUGCCUUUGAGCCGGCCGAGGCCACCAUCAACCCCCAGGAUGUCCGAGGCUCCUUGGCAGAACUGAAGGACAGGGCACUACAGAGGUACAACCAAGUCCGGGGCCAGGAACCAGAAAGGCUCGUUUCAGGGUCAGAUGAUUUCACCCUGUUUCUUUGGAGACCAGCAGAAGACAAGAAGCCACUGGAGAGAAUGACAGGCCACCAGGCAUUGAUUAACCAAGUCCUCUUCUCACCAGACACHCGGAUAAUAGCUAGUGCUUCCUUUGACAAGUCCAUAAAGCUCUGGGAUGGUAGGACGGGAAAGUACCUGACAUCACUGAGGGGCCACGUCUCGGCGGUGUAUCAGAUCGCCUGGUCAGCCGACAGCCGCUUGCUGGUGAGCGGCAGCAGCGACAGCACCCUCAAGGUCUGGGAUGCCAAGACAAAGAAACUGGCCAUCGAUCUGCCUGGCCAUGCAGAUGAGGUGUAUGCAGCAGACUGGAGCCCGGAUGGACAGAGGGUAGCGAGCGGAGGGAAGGACAAGUGUUUGCGGAUAUGGCGUCRAUAGGAACAGUGACAUGGAGCUGCUGGUCCUGCCCUCAGCACAAUCCUGGGAGAUUUCCAAGGUGAUGGAUGACAGAGGUUGACCCAAGCACRGCUCCAUGUUCCAACACACAGCUGGCAACUCUCCCUCAUGGACUCUUUCCUUAUAUUUAUUUAAGGAAAUUUCAAUUUUAGUUCUUAUUAAGACUGUGCAUUGCAGGACGAUUUCCUCUGAACAUCACAGGAGGGGUAUCUCAUCUGCCUCCAUCUCCACUGGCUUUUUAUUGGAAUUUCAGCCUCACAGUAGCCACUGGCCUGAAAAGGGCAAGCAAAGGGUGGAGAUGGCUUGUGCUCCUUCUUGCUGUGUGAAGAAUCCUGUGGAGAAGAGGGUUUUAGUGGGAACAGAAAGGGUUGUCCUUGUGUGGCCUUCAGAGAGCGAGAAAUGGGAAAAUUCAGCACAUCAUUACAUUGCAGAAUUGUGCUCGGCUGCAUGUCUGGGACAAAGAUCUGCUGGGAAUAAGGACUUGGGGCUUCUUGUUAUUCCAAUAAGGUUUUGCUUUUCCACACAGCCUGUGGGCUGUGCUGAGCAUUAUCUGCCAGUGAUCCUCUGCAUCCACAGCACAUAACUCCUUCAUUAAUCUGUYCAGGGUGCAACAGGCAUGGACUUCAAAUGGCUUCUGGAGCUSUGCUGAGUUUUCAGGUCUCAGCAGUUCUUGGGAAUGGGGAAAUCAGACACUCGUGCCUCUGAGCAGGGCAGAGAGUUUCCAUUUCCCGUCCACCACUGGCCUGGGGGGAAGGAAGGAUAGGGUGGGGAAGGGGAAGAAUGGAGCAGCCACUUUGGGUGGUGUCCCUUGCCCUGGAUAUGUGCUGACAGCAGGGCUGGGACUGGCACAAAAAUGGCAAUACUUCAUUGCACGGAGCUGGCUCCUUCUGGAAUUUCUCAAGUGCAUUUACUUGCCCAGUGGGUGAGAGGGAUUCACACUGUCAGUUGGAUAUUUGUAAGUUUGCUUAUGAGCCUUUUUAUCAGUCAGUUCAGGCUUCCAGCCAUCAUGAGGCGAAUAGACCUGGAGUUAGUGUUUAUUUCCAGGAUGCUUAUGAAACAGUGAAAAUCAAGAUGUGAUUAAUAAGGAGCAGAAAUUAUACUGUCAGAUUUAGUUGCAGCAAGUCACCAUGAAGGUCAGAAUAUUCUCCACAGCUCUCAUACUGCAGUUCCUACUCAGUGAUUACUACAACUCUGAACAGGAGUUUGGGAUUCAAAUGCUUCCCAGCUGCAGAAAAUGCAUUUUAGGACUUUAUUUCUGCUUUCAGGAUUGCUUUGRAGAAUUAAAGUUGUGCAGUAAUGGCCAUUUGCUUGUCUGCAAGUGUUCAGAUGAGCAAAAGGCUGGAACAAAGAGUUAAAUCUUUAAUAUAAUCGAGAAGACGAUUUGUGGUACCUGUUGCUGUUAGUAUCCCUUUCUGCCAGCCAGGUCAGCAAGGAUCUAUCUUCAUGGAAUCUCUUGGGAAGACCUCAGUACCCCAUUACCUGCUCUUUCAUUAGGGUGCUUCUUCCAGCUGGUUCUUGCUGAUGGUGAAGGCCACAUUGCGUCCACCUACAUAAACAAAACCUUUCGUAAUUCACUAAGGUAAAYGUUGUGGGACAGGGUGAUUUAAAACCAGCUGAUAAUUCUGCCCUUGGGAAGAAGAGGAGCAGGUCAGUGGUAACAGCCAUGAAGCCUGCCUCAUCUCCAAGUUUUUUGGGGUGCCUGUGCUAAAGGAAGCAAUCCACUCUUGGGAGUUCAGCUCGGUGUCCCCAAGUCUGAYUUGCUGGAAGUGACAGCUCCUGGUUGCGCUCGGCUUUUCCUGAGUGAAGAAUAUCAUUCUCUGUCUCCUCCUCUGGAGUGCUGUACUGGGUCACUGUGCCCUGUCAAUCCACGGUGUGUUUUGUGUUGGAGGCAGGGAUGUAUCAGAGCUGUGGGAACUGUGUACAUGUGUGGGUGUACCUAAAAAAUCAGUGCACCUUGUCCACUGAUUUCCAAACCAAAGCAAUCACUGUGGCCUCUGACUGUGCUCCUGCCAUCCCUUCAGACUCUGCUUCUGUGAGAUAAAACCUGAUUAAAACCCACCUUUCAAAUGCUGGAGCAGAAAGGUUUUCCAAAGRAAAGCAAGACCUCUUGAAGAAAGGGCUUGCAACUAAGUUUACACCAGAAUAAGCUCUCAGCCUUAAUCUUCCUUUGAUCUGAUAGCGGGUAGAUUUUUGAACCACGCUCUCUGAUGGGUUUGCAUGUAAACCAAAUUGUAUUUUCUUAUCUAAGCAUCUGCUGCUAUUUUUACCAUUCAUACAGCACCAGCCUYCAUGCAUACUAAGUGCUGGCCCAGCUCCAGCUGUAUUCCUGAGCAAUUCCGUAGCACUCCUCCCUCCCAGUUUGAUUUGAAUGCAGCAUUUCCCGGGCCUGGCUGCAGUCUCCUGCCUGCUCAAGCACUGGGGAAGGAAGAGCUGCUGCCCUUCCCUCCAGAGCUGGCUCCUGCUUGGCAGGAGCUGCAGCGAGCGCGUGACCUCCCUCGCUCCGCCGGCGCUGGGGAUGGGAGCUUUAAUUAGCUAAUUUGGGGAAUUGCAGAUGCAAAUUUGGGUUGAUGGCGUUAUURUUAAUGGGGAAGACGUUACUUCUUGUUAAAGGACAAAUCUAGAAGGUAGGCUAGAGCUUUCUGAUUGCUUUUCUGGGAUYAGCAGCACCAGCCUUACAGAAAACCUACUGAAACACCUGAGCUUUUCCAGUGCUGUGUGAUAGGAAUCUUGGGAUCUCUCGCCAUGUUUCAGUCCCCUUCUUCCUGAGUUACUCAUUAAGCAUCCCACACAGGUUUUCUUACCACAAGGGUGUUAUUUUUCACUGGAAAUACAAAAAUAA
Messenger RNA from Malurus melanocephalus (red-backed fairy wren), 4336 nucleotides. It is a transcript of the gene NLE1, whose product is annotated as notchless homolog 1. Gene Ontology annotation, biological process: Notch signaling pathway; ribosomal large subunit assembly. The record is from RefSeq and is a predicted model, not a curated record. NCBI's taxonomy places the organism in Eukaryota, Metazoa, Chordata, Aves, Passeriformes, Maluridae. The transcript is spliced from 13 exons. Gene Ontology annotation, molecular function: protein binding. Gene Ontology annotation, cellular component: nucleolus. The coding region runs from base 28 to 1479 and encodes 483 amino acids.